AUGCCCCCGAAUCACCAGAUAAAGCGCGAUAAAGAAAAGGAAAGCCGCUCGAGUGCCGUCAUGUCUCCGAAUGCCCCGAAUGGAGUCGAAGGGCUCAAACCAGGAUCCCACUCUCCACAUCGUCCGCGACACCAAAUCACCCGCUCCAUCACCGAAUUGCCGUCUUCGCUCCAUCUGCAUCGCCAUCGAUCAUCCCGCGACCGCCACGGGAAGGAGAAAGAGAAAGACAAGGAAAAGCACAAGGACAUGAACAAGGCCAGGGACCGAGAAAGGGAGCGCGAAAAGGGGAAGGACCGCGAUGGAUUGAAUCUCGAUAUACAGAGUGCAAUAACGACACUGCAAUCCACCGCCCGAGGUCGCUUCUCUUUCGAAGGCUUCGGCAUGUCGACGCCGAACAACCUGACUCCUAAUGCGAGCAGAAGAGCCAGCAUUCUCAAUGCGAGCCCGUCCGCUGAUGACAGCGUCCCCUCGGUAGCCACGGCGGUACUUACGAACACUAUACCGGGUGGAAGGGUCCUGCUAAAAGAGGAUGAAAUCGCCAAGGAGCGCCAAAAGGCCAUUGCACGGGAAAAUGGCCUGAAAAAGUCUCUCGAGGACCUCGAACAAUUCUCAAACAACACGACCCGCCAACUCGACGAUACCUACUACUCCGUCCUCGAGAAACUCUGCGUCCUCCAGAGCACCAUCCUCGCGCUCAAGGAGGUGGCCGUCGCCUCCCAAGACAUGACCUCGCAUUUUACCAUGGAAGCCGACGAGCUCGUGACCGAAGUCAGCUCCCAGCUCGACGCUUUCGGCCAGUUCGAAGACCACCAGAAGCGUAUCGAGCAACUGCAGGACCGCGUCUACGUCGGCCGCGGCCGGAUCAAGUCCCUUAGCGAGCGGGUUGACCUGGUCCGCGAGCGGAUCGAGAGCUGGGAGCGCGCCGACCGAGAGUGGCAGGAGCGCACCCGCAGACGGCUCAAGGCGUUCUGGGUGCUGACUUCGGGUGUCAUCUUCCUCGUGCUGUUGAUCUUUGUCGGGUCGCAGUUUGCGCCGGAGAAUUCGGCGGCUACGGUGGAAGGGGCGGUGAUGGCGGCCAACAAGCUUGCUAAUGACUCUUUGAACACGCUUAAGAACGUGACUCUGGUUGGCACUGGAGAGCUGUUGGGGCAGGGGCCGAGGUUGAAAGAUACCGGGGGAGAACAACGACAAGAGAAAGGAGACGACGAACAAGAAAUGGAUUCACCUGGAGGUUCGGCAACGGUGGUAGCAGAGGCGUCAGAUGGGGAAGCUUCAUCAGCGUGGAUAUCUCCAGCAACGUUAGCAGCUGAUAAGCUCAGAGCCUUUGACGAGUUGUAG
Molecule: messenger RNA, 1338 nt
Organism: Neurospora tetraspora
Lineage: Eukaryota; Fungi; Ascomycota; Sordariomycetes; Sordariales; Sordariaceae
Exons: 2
Coding region: 1-1338 (445 amino acids)
Source: RefSeq, a predicted model, not a curated record